This is a messenger RNA of Penicillium cinerascens, 321 nucleotides long. RefSeq lists its product as uncharacterized. Lineage: Eukaryota; Fungi; Ascomycota; Eurotiomycetes; Eurotiales; Aspergillaceae. The annotation marks the transcript as partial. The record is from RefSeq and is a predicted model, not a curated record. The transcript has 2 exons.
GGAAAAGUCAUUAUUUUUGCUUCUGAAUUCAACAUCCAUUAUGGUUCCAACGCCACAAAGUUAGAAAAUUGGCAGGUACUGUGCUUCGAACUGGGCAUUUGUCAUUCGAUUGAGAGCAUUUCUAAGUGCCGCAAGGCACUUGGCAGUGUCCACGUCAACUUGGUUAACCUAGUUGAUUCUCGGCGAACCGGUCAAAAGGUCGAACAAUUCCCAAGUGUCGCAGCGCUUAGGAAAUAUACAAGGGAAAUGAACAAGAUUUUCCCUAGAUCAGCUGCAAAAGAAGACGGCUUUCUGAAGGCGCUAUUACGCGUGAUAUACUAG